AUGCGUUGGAACCUGCUGUUGCUGGUUCUGGCCGCACUGUUAAUUCAGUCAGCAUAUGGUCGAUAUGAAAGGAAUCGUGAGACAUAUAAAUUAUAUGGUCAACGAAGACGCUCAAACGCUGGAGAAGCUAGGCUUAUACCAGACUAUUUAAAUACAAUAAUAAAUAAAAAAACCACAACUACUACAACUACAGCUAAACCGGAACCCCCUCCAUCGCCAACAACACCAACAACUACACCUCCAACGACGGAGACUCUGACUCCACCUCCACCGCCACCACCACCUCCACCACCACCGCCACCACCACCUCCUACACCUACAACACCAACAACCAGUCCCACAACAGAUCCAAUAUUACCACCACCUCCUCCACCACCACCACCAUCUCCUCCACCACCACCCCCACCUCCUCCUCCACCACCACCAACAACUCCUAAGCCAUAUAUACCGCCACCUCCACCAGCUUAUUUACCACCUCCACCGGGUCUACCGCCACCACCCGCUCCACCUGUAAUACCACCAAUAUCACCUGCAGCUAAAGUUUAUAAACCCACUGAAAACUACGAACAUGAGGAUUAUGAUGAUGAUGAUGACGAAGAAGAAGAAUCUGGAAGAGAAUUAUAUCAUAACUUUAUGUCAAAAUCCGAAGGUCGCAGAUAUCAAAAUACCAACGAUAUACUUAGCAGCGACAAUGAUGACAACAAUGAUUUGAGUGACUAUGACAAUUACGCAGAACUUGGACGUGCGUCACAGGCACGUCCUAGGAGACGUCAACGUAAAAGAAGAAUAAAUCGUAUAGUUUUACAUAAUCGUCAGAAUCCACACUACCGAAGACGUCUUAAUAGACAAAGAGCUAGAAGAAAUCGACAACGCAGAGAAAGUCUUAGACGACGUCGUUUGGCACAACGUAGACGUUCAGAACAACGUAGACGUUUAGAACAACGUAGACGUUUUGCACAGCGACGUCGUCGCAUGCAACGACGCCGCCGUUUACAAAGACGCCGUCGAUUGGAAAAUUAUAGACGUAGAAUAGCCAUUAUCCGUCAGAAUCAAAGACUUAGACUUCAAAUGCAACGUCUUCAAACUAACAAGCAACAUGGUCGUAAUGAGGAAAAUCGAAAGGGAUAUAAACUUUAUGGGCAACGUAAGCGCACGAACGUUGGAGAAGCUCGUUUUAUCACAUACUUAUUGAACAAGAAAACAACAACAACUACAACAACUGAAAAACCACCACCAAUUCCAACAACAACAUGUGAGCCAUGUACACCCACAGAAACAGAACCGCCAACAACUCCUACAACUGGACUGCCACCGCCACCUCCUCCUCCUCCUCCUCCACCACCGCCGCCACCUCCGCCAACACCUCCUCCACCGCCACCACCACCACCUCCACCGCCACCACCACCUCCUCCACCUCCUCCUCCACCGCCGCCGCCUCCACCACCUCCUCCUCCACCACCACCUCCACCACCUCCUCCACCACCACCUCCUCCACCACCGCCUCCUCCACCACCGCCUCCACCAACAAUAACACCUCCUCCACCAGGUCUACCACCAUCACCACCUCCUCCAGCACCCGAUGCUAUUGCAGAUAAUGAUAAUGACAAUAAUAAUGAUAUUGAUGAUGAUGAUGAUGAUAUCGAUGAUGAUAUUGAUGAUGAUGAUGAUAUUCCAAAUGUAUCAACUACACCAAAACCUAAGCCAACAGAUCCACCAUACCUUCCACCUCCACCAGGUCUACCACCUCCACCUACACCUGGUGUUAAACCAAACUAUCCACCAACAUCACCAGCAGCAAAUAAUAACGAUAUACUUAAUAACGAUAAUGAAGAAAGCAACUUUAACGAAUCCACACAAAUUGGUCGAGCUGCAAGAGCUCAACCCACAAGCUGGCGCCGCCGUCGUCAACAAGCUAUCAGACAUAGAAGAAGAAUGCAACGAAAUCGUCGCCUUCGUCAACAGGCCAUCAGGCGUAGACAAAGAAUGCAACGUAAUAGACGACAGAGAAAUCGACAACGUCGUUAUCAACGUAGAAAGAUACAACGUAUCAGACUACGAAAUCGUAUCAAGCCUAAAAGAAGACGUCAAAUAAUAGUACGAAGAUAUCGAAGUGGCAGUGCAUCUAAUAGACGUCGUAAUCGACGACAACGUUUAGCAAGACAACGUCGUUUAGCAAGACGUCGUCGUAUAGCAAGACGCCGUCGAUUAGCACGACGCCGUCGUUUGACAAGACUGCGUAGGGAUCGCAGACUUAGGCGUCGAAUGCAACGGAUUCAGCGGAAAAGAAGAACGUAA
This is a messenger RNA of Lucilia cuprina (Australian sheep blowfly), 2295 nucleotides long. Its product is annotated as YLP motif-containing protein 1. The transcript has 4 exons. NCBI's taxonomy places the organism in Eukaryota, Metazoa, Arthropoda, Insecta, Diptera, Calliphoridae. The record is from RefSeq and is a predicted model, not a curated record. Gene Ontology annotation, cellular component: mitochondrion. Bases 1 to 2295 code for a protein of 764 amino acids. Gene Ontology annotation, biological process: mitochondrion organization. Gene Ontology annotation, molecular function: zinc ion binding.